Messenger RNA from Anarrhichthys ocellatus (wolf-eel), 2902 nucleotides. It is a transcript of the gene cunh16orf46, whose product is annotated as chromosome unknown C16orf46 homolog. Bases 334 to 1179 code for a protein of 281 amino acids. The record is from RefSeq and is a predicted model, not a curated record. Lineage: Eukaryota; Metazoa; Chordata; Actinopteri; Perciformes; Anarhichadidae. The transcript is spliced from 2 exons.
GGUUGCUAUGUCGACGGUGUUGCUGCUAGUCUCGAAAGGCAAUCACCGCUUCUGUGGAAAAACUCUGUCGACCGGAAAGACACCUCCCCGCGAUGGGUGGUGGCAGUUGUUGUUUGUAAAUGGUGCUUUCGAAUAUGGGAAUAGUGACAAAAAAACAUUUAAAAUGCUACAGAGACUGAAGAUGGUGAGUAAAGAUUGGUGUAACGUUUCUAACGUUUAAAACAAAACUAUUUGACUUGUGCAGCUUAAUGUACCUCUUACAGGUUGUUUUGGUAUAUUCUUGUUUUUUCUUCUUCUAGAUAUCACCAUGAAGCACAUGGGAUAAACUGCAUAAUGGCGACAUUAAAAGAAGUGGAUCACAUAGUUGUGAAUGGAUCAGAAGAGGAGCUUCCAACACAGGAGGAAGCAGUUGAGGAGCAGACACCAGAGAGGAGACAUGUUGAUGUCCUUCUAGAUAUUAGUGAGGAGGACUUCAUGAAAGAACUGGAGCCACAUGAGUAUAAUUGUUACUCUGGUUGGGAAGAGGCAGUUCAUGGUUGGGCCAGAGUUGCUCCACUGAGCUGCACACUUUCGACUCAGAAGAGGUACAACAAAACAAAGCAUGCUGACAACCCAAGGCCCUUGACUGUUGACCCAACGAUCCUCGAUGCUAACAGCUCAACCAGCAUUGCAGAGCGCCGCUGUGAGUCUCAUGUGGGUCUGCAUAACAGCUUCAAGAAACCCAUCCCAUUAAACCAGCACACGGGAUCCUGGGGUAACACUGUUGUGGAAGCUCUGCAGAAAGAUGGUUCAGAAUGGUCUGUCCUCAAUCCUUUGCAGAAAACCACCUCAAAACUUCCGCUCAAAGAAAAGAUAGAGAAGGAAGGGACGCUCAGGGACACGUGUUCGCAGCCUCACCAUCUCCCCUCGAAAUACUCGAACAACGGAGCCACUAAGCCUCAGAAACAAAGGUAUAGACCCAAUAAUACGGUGGUUCCUGUUAAAAACAUCACAUAUUUGCCACCAAUUAUAUCAAUACCCCCGAUUCCUCAGACAGUCAGUGGCCAGCUCUGCAGUGGCAGGAAGGCUCAAGAAGAAGAAACCAUAGAGGAAAACUGCUUCGUCUUGGAUGCGAGGAGCGGGACGAGAGGAGCUAGAGUGGCCAUACUGCUAACCCAGAGCCUCCCUCUGCAGUCCUGACCGCCAAGCACCAGACAUGUCAGCACAACCCCCACUUGUUCUCCGCUGUGAGUGUUUCUAUACCCAAGAGGUAUCAAGUAUCUAUGUCUUCCAAACCUGACACUAGCUACUCAACGGCCGAGAGCCUCACGUGGGCCCUCCCCUCCAGCACUGCAUCAGACGCACAAGCCCAUUCGUACCCAAGCAAGACUGUGUGUAUGUAGUAUGCGAUCAUUUGAAAUGCUCAGGUUCAACAAAGUACAAACACCUUUUAUCUUGUUUUUUUUCAUAAUGAAUGCCUCAGACUCACCACAUUUGACAAUAUUUCCAUUAAAUUAGUUGGAAGAAUAAAUCAAGGUGAGACAAGUUCAUAAGAGUAACUAAUCGCAGAGGUAAUUCCUUUGGCAUAUUUCAGAACAUACUACCCACAACAGUCGAGUGAACAGAUUAAAUGUGAAGCUAUUCGUGUCAUUUGUGCCUUUUUGUUUUGUUCGGACCAGUUCCCACAAGUGCCUUUUCAGCUGUUCUAGUUACCUAGCAACGGUGCAGCUACCUCAUCAGAAGUAUAGCAGUGCACCUGCUUCACACUUCCUUCUAUUUAAAACAUCAGCCCCAAGCUACAGAUCUGUCACAACUAAAGCGUUGCAGUGUAGCCUGUGACCAUACGUGAUGACACAAUGGGUUGCCAAACUACUGCAUCUGCUCUGUCAAAUGUAACUGUGUACAAGUGAGUGAUUCCUGAUGAUUGUGGAUGGAUUCUCAGGGUUAUCAGUGCAGCAUUAUGCGGACGUCCUUCAUGUCGGUAUCCAAAGGCCAGCCAACAUUAUUUACAACUCGUAUGAUCUGGUUACAUUGCUUUAUUGUUCUACCUCUGUUUAACUGCCCGGAGUAAAUUAUCCACUUAGUGGGAUUGUUCUAUAUUCAAAAGAGCUGUCGUGUAAACCUAAAUAGACAAAACUUCAGUCUUACCUGAAUGUGCAUGUAGAAUGAAAUGGUCCCUUAACACAUACAGUAUGUAAAGAGUUGCUAUAUUCAGCACAAGCCAGGACCCAGCAUGUCUAUAUUCAGUAAGAUGCCGCUGCAUCAAAGUGAAAAGAUAAAAGACAAGAUAUGAUUCAUGUUGUUCUAUAAUGAAAUGUACAGAAAAAAGGGUCUGCACAAUUAAAUCUCAUUAAUUUAGCUCCGUUUAUAUGUUUACUACAGGAGAACUAAAUGUAUUACAUAUUGAAGAAAGCAUCACCAAAACAUCUGUGCAAUUUAUUCCACUGUGCUGAACUGAGAGCUCAAUUAAAGGAUCAAGCUGACUAAUUUAAGUGCGUCUUUUUUUUGUAUCGUUUCUCUUCCACCUUUGUUCUAAUGUAAGUGACAAGGAGCACAAUAUACACUUUCCAGCAGUUUAUUAACAACAUCUGUAGUGUAGCUUCAACAAUUAAUCAAGGCAACCAUCAACUCUACACACAUAGGCAACAAACUCAAAUUAUGCUGAAACAAAUAUUUUGUGCUGGGAAAAUAUCUGCAUGCACUCCCUACAAAGAGAAAAUAAAGCACUGGCAUUGACACUUGAGACUGACUUCUACAUAGCUCUGCUGAAAGCAAAUCAAACCCCUGAGCCGCUCAGCCAGCAGGGAGACGCUGUGGAGAUGGCAAAGUCCUUAUUAUAACAGGGAAAUGAUCCUUCAACUGUUGGGACAUGAUGCGGGUUAAACUUGGGCAGUGUCAUGUUCUGUACAUCCUUCAGUUUGUA